AUGAGCGCAACACUUCAGCCAUACCUUGAAGCUGUUCGUCAUACGCUCCAAGUAGCUCUAUGCCUCGAACAGUUUAGCUCACAGGUUGUCGAAAGACAUAAUAAACCCGAAGUAAGCUUCUUAUUUUGAAAAAAAAACUGUUAUAUUUUAAAAGAAAACUGCUAAGCCUUCGCCGCUUGAAAUAUGAAAAUGAAAAUUCAAGUGUUCAUUCCUUAACUUCUCCGUAGCAGCUGUUUUCGUUCGAAAUAGAAGCGAGGACAGACUCCGUUAGCUUUUUUAUUUAAUAAGAAAGAUAAUUAUUAUUUAUUUAUUAAAAAACAAUCUACUUUUAAUUUGGUCCCGCUGUGCGGGCCGAGUUUAUGCUGAGAGUAAGAAAUUUAACGAGAGACUCUUGUUGAAAAAGAAUGAUCAUUUUCAAGGUUGAAGUUCAAACAUCGAAAGAGCUUCUUAUGACGUCUGUGGUGGUUGCAAGAAACAAACAGGAGCGUGUUCUGAUUGAGCCAUCGGUCAACUCCGUGAGAAUAUCCAUUGCCAUCAAACAGUCAGAUGAUAUCGAAAAAAUUCUUUGCCACAAGUUUACGCGUUUUAUGUGUCAGAGGGCUGACAAUUUUUUUGUUCUUCGUCGAAAACCACUUCCAGGCAAGAUUUUUCGUGACACGUGUUAUCCUAGUUUUCUUCUCAGGAUAUGAUAUUUCAUUCCUCAUCACUGCGUCGCACACCGAAGCAAUGUUUAAGCACAAGUUGGUUGACUUCCUUCUCCACUUCAUGCAAGAGAUUGAUAAGGUUUAACAGAUCAUAUUCGCCAUUUCAUUUCGUGUUUUCAGGAAAUCAGUGAGAUGAAACUUUCACUGAAUGCAAGAGCCCGUGUGUCAGCGGAAGAGUUUCUGAAGCGCUUCAAUUAAUAUAUCAGGAAAAAUUAAAUACGCAUGUUCAAGACUUCGAAUGCCGUUUACAAUUUAUUCGAGAGCGAUUCUGGUAUAAAUUGUAAACAUAAACAUAUGCACAAAACUUCACUUUCUGAAAAUGAUUCAUCUCUUGUUCUUACUUUUCAAAAACUUAUUUCAUCAUACUCAGACAAGUCAAUUCGAAUCUAAUUAGAACAUUUUCGAAUCUAAGGAGGUUGCGUUAGAAACUAAAAUCAACUAAUUAGACAUGGUUUUAUAUAAUUUGUUUUAAUUAGAUUCGAAUUGACUUGUCUGAGUACUUGCGGUUUUUCACAAACCACGCCUUCGUCAAUCGUUCUACUUAUAAAUAUUUUUCUCGCUUCAAAAAUAUUUUUUACUAUGCAAUCGAAUUCUCGUUGUUUAGCGAGUAGUUACUUCUGCAAAUAUGCUUCGCAUAAUUUCUCUGCUUCACAUAAUUUUUUGAAGAAAUAUGAUGCAAUUUCUUGUAUUACUUUCAACUGCUGUCGCGCUUUCAUGCAGCGCGGAAAAGGAUAUUAAGCUCGAGCAGGCAGGAUCUUUCCAUACUGUCGAAGGAGAAGUUGGUUGUCUUUCAUAAUUCAUUUUUUGACAAAGUCAAGUCCAGAUCGCUCUUCCCUCCUCGACGAACUGUGCAAAAUGGUCAGGAAAUGCUAGAGUUCAUUUGAAUCAUGGUCAGCAUAUAGGAUUCGUGCGGCAAGAUUGUACCUUCCGCGUGGAUUUCGUCUCAAGUGGAACAUACAUUGUGCAAAUCGAGAAUACAGACUUUGUGUUUGAGCCGAUUCGUGUUGACAUUACUUCUAAGGGGAAAAUGAGGGCACGAAAAUUGACGAUUCUACAGGUUUGUUUUCACAAACAAUUCCGAUCAGAAUUUCCGAAAAUCAUUUUUCUGCAAGCAGGAUAACAAUUAACACUGAAAAUUUUACAGGCAUCUUGCCUGGAUUGCAUCAUAUUAGGUCUAAGUUUCAGACCGAUUGGAUUAUCUGGUCCCGAGAUAUGUGGAUGCAUCCGGAUGGCAGACGCAAAAGGCCGCAAUUUUCGCAAAAGGCGUUUUCGCCCUCUGAUUCGUAUAUCUCGGGAGUCCCGAGUCGGGACCAGAAAAUUCGAUCAAUCUGAAACUUGGACCCAUGAUGCUUCAAUUUAAUUAGAAAAAACAGGCUUCUUACUUGAGUGUUCUGCCCAUCCCUGAUUGCGUCUAUAGUAAUCAACAUGUUUUUAGCCGAACAAUGUGAACACUCUUCCAUAUCCGCUUCGACUUUCAACCCGUAGUCCGGCGCGGUACUUUCGAAAACGAGAGGAAUGGCGAAUCACUGAUAUGCUCUUCAGUCCAAUGGUUCUGAUGCUCGUGGUACCACUUGUUGUUAUGCUCAUACUUCCCAAGUAAGGCACCCAAAACCUCUUAUUUAUGUUUAAUAUUUCCUUUGAGAAUGACUGCAAACGAUCCGGAACUGAAGCGCGAAAUGGAAAACAUGCAAAUGCCUAAAGUGGACAUGCCUGAUGUUGGGGAAAUGAUGGCUAAUUUUUUUGGUGGACCUCCGCAGUCUAAAAAAAAGGCACUGUCUGGAGCAAGUGCCCAAAAAAGAAAAUAA
This is a messenger RNA of Caenorhabditis sp. 36 PRJEB53466, 2509 nucleotides long. NCBI's taxonomy places the organism in Eukaryota, Metazoa, Nematoda, Chromadorea, Rhabditida, Rhabditidae. The record is from the annotation of a GenBank genome assembly.